Molecule: messenger RNA, 1983 nt
Organism: Haliotis rubra (blacklip abalone)
Lineage: Eukaryota; Metazoa; Mollusca; Gastropoda; Lepetellida; Haliotidae
Product: sodium-coupled monocarboxylate transporter 1-like
Exons: 16
Coding region: 129-1976 (615 amino acids)
Biological process (GO): transmembrane transport; sodium ion transport
Cellular component (GO): membrane
Molecular function (GO): symporter activity
Source: RefSeq, a predicted model, not a curated record
CGCCCAACUGACUGUGAAUCUUCCUUCAGUGCUGGCACCGGUGAGCACGGCGCAGAUCAACUGAGCACUGUCGUUUAUAAGCAGAGCAUAGCCAGUCCAACUGUUCAGUUCUGUUUUCAACAGAUAUAAUGUCGACAGCAACAUUUGGGACCGCGGAUUACGCUGUCUUCGGGUUGAUGCUUACUGCUUCAGUCAGUAUCGGGAUAUAUUAUGCCAUAAUGGCCAGAAAGCGAGGCAGUACAUCUGAAUACUUCAUCGCUGGUCAGUCCAUGUCUUCUAUCCCCGUGGCCUUGUCUCUGCUUGCGACAUAUGAAUCCUCUGUGAUGAUGCUGGGGACACCUGCCGAGUCCUACGCCCAUGGAAUACAGUGGAUACUCAGUGAAUUGGGAAGCGAAACCGGGAUGUUGAUCAACAUAUUUUUGAUUUUAGUGUUUUUAAGGAGACUCAACUUGUCGACUCCCUUUGAGUAUUAUGAAAGGCGCUUCAAGUCCCGCCGACUUAGAGUACUUGCCAAUCUUAUUUCCUGCCUGAGUUUUCUCCAGUACAUCAGUAUUGUGCUUUAUGGUCAGGCCAUCGCUCUACGAGCAAUGACUGGGUUUUCUACGUAUGGAUCUAUUGUGGCAACAGCCGCAGUGGCUGUCAUCUAUACAACCAUAGGCGGUUUAAAGGCCGUUAUCUGGACGGAUGUGUUACAAUUCAUCAUCAUGAUCACCGGACUGCUGGCGGUAUCAAUAAAGGGAACUGUUGAUGGUGGAGGGGUGUCAGAGGUCUGGCUUCGAGCUGCGGAAACAGGCAGACUGGACUUCAGCAUGGAUCCUGAUCCAACAGUGCGACACACAAUAUGGAACCUGUAUUUUGGUCGAAUCCUAACAGGCUUUGGGUUUCUGUUUAGUCCUUCUGUAUUGCAAAGGAUUUCCUCGACAAAAUCUCUCAAAGAAUGUAGGAGAGCGCUUCUGCUUACGAUUCCUGGAUUUACGAUCGUGAUUGGCAUGGCCUUAGCUGAAGGAAUUGUUGCAUAUGGCUACUUCUAUCACAAACGAUGCGACCCUCUGGCGUCCAAACAAGUGGGAAGUCCAAAUCAGAUAAUCCCCUUCCUGAUCCUAGAACUGUUCCGGAAUCAGCCAGGAUUGUCAGGACUGUUCUUGGCCGCAUUGGCCAGUGCUUCUCUUAGCACCAUCUCUUCUUGUCUCUCAGCCGUGGCCAGUAUUAUUUGGUAUGACCUGAUCAAACCAUGGAGACCGAACACGUCAGAGUACAAAGGAGUCAUUGUUGCAAAAAUAACAGUGGUGUUUAUUGGUAUUUUGGGCUGCCUUGCUGCGGUCCUUGUGUCACUGGCUGGAGCAAAAACUCUUAACCAGAUAGUAUAUACCUUCAAGGCUGCCACUGACCCUCCGCUUGUGGCAAUGUUCUUCUUAGGAGCUUUUUUCUCCUUUGUCAAUACAAAGGGAGCCAUCACUGGACUUGUGACUGGUGUUGGGUUUAUGCUGUGGCUGUGUGUUGGUUCCAUGUUCUCAGACAGUGGGGCACCGUCUACCUACCUGCCUUUGGCACCGAUUGACCAAUGUCCAGGGUUCAAUAUGUCCUCAAACUCUUUCAACAACACAACAGAACUCACUAAGGUUGUAUCCCGGACAGGCAGUAGCAGCCAGAACAACACAAGGUCUGCCUUAGAAACAGUGUACAAUCUCUCCUAUACACUGUUCUAUUCUUUUGGCCUGAUACUCGUCCUUCUUGUUGGGAUUUGCGCAAGCUGGAUAACAGGUGGAAACAAGACCCCUGUCGACCCCGAAUGUUUGAUCCACCUGGACGAUAUACACUGCUUGCCGGCCAGACUCCGACGCUAUUUGGCGGGAAGGGGCACAGACAGGCAGAGCUUCACGUUGACACCAUCAGCAAAUGCUGGGCUUCGGGAACAACACGAUGAGGGGCUGCCACCAUCAGAGACGGAAACGAUACAAUUUCUUGAUGGCAAAUAGGACAUCA